CUCUCGGGCGGCGGGAUUUCCGGUGCAGCCGUUGCCUGGAGACGGUUGACAGCGGCGAUGCGAUGCGCCUUUACCCGAAUCCCUGGUGUUGUUAACACCAUGUCCAGCCGUAAAUCCAAAUCAGGAUCUGGAAAGGCGAGCAAAAAGUCCAAUCAGCCAGCUAAGAAAGAUGUGGGAACUCGCACCCACAAUCCCACCACUUCCGGCCGCAACAAGCCCAAAAUUGAGAAGGGAAAGUUUGAUCGUCAGUUGACCCAAGUUGAAAGCAGUGAAACCACAGAAGGGAAGUCGGCCAUCACCAUCCAGUGUGCCUUCCGGCAGUACCUGGCACGCAAGGAACAGGCCCGGCGCCGGGAGGAGAGGGAGCAGUACGAGGAGACGAUGGAGAAACUGGAGAGAGAGGCGUAUGUGGCACUGGUGAAGAGGGAGCAGGAGGCAGCUGCAAGGGAGCGCGAGAAGGAGGAGCAGGAGCGGCGGCGCAAGCAGGAGCAGCAGCAGCGCAGGGUCCGCAUGCUGGAAGCCGCAUUUGAGGGAGAUGUGGAGGAGAUGCAGAGCAUACUGAAGGAGGUAUCUGAGUUGGACACAAGGGAUGGUGUGGCGUUCGAUGCCAUGGGGCAGGUGAUGAGGCAGAGGCACCAGCUGGACAUGACGGACUGCACCGACGUGCACGGCAGCACCCCCCUGUCAGAGGCGGCUGGGGGGGGGCACCCUGAUGCCAUCCAAUUCCUCAUCGAGAAAGGAGCCGACCCCAACUCCAAGGGUGCGUAUGGACGGACCCCUCUGUAUCGGGCAGCGUUUGCGGGCCACGUGGCAGCCAUUCAGAUCCUACUCCAGAACGGAGCAGACCCUCGCAUCCAUGCGGAGGACGGCAUGAUCCCAGGAGAGAUUGCAUCGACAGACUCCACCACCAGAAUCCUACAGGACUGGGAAAUUGGCCACACCGAGGUCCUGAGGGAGAAGAUGGAAGCCGAGGUCCAGCGCAGGCGGGUUGCAGAACAGCAGCAGCAGAGGGAGGAAGCCAACAGGAUCCAGAUCCAGGUGUCAGAAAUAGAGAAGGAGCAGAACCGCAACCAGCAAGAGAUGCAUAAGGCCUACGCUGAGCUCCAGAAACGCAUCAAUGAGCAUGACAAGUGUGUGCUUCAAAAUAUGGGCAAGACCAACAUCACACUACAGGCUAUCCGCGAUGCAGAAGAGGUUCUGGUGGUGAAGAAGGCAGCAUCGGCCAAGGGAGAAGAGCGCCUCGCACUGGCCAAGCUGCAGCUCAGGGAGAAGCUGCAGAGGGAGGCCUCACUGUCGGAUCAGAAGGGGAUCCUGUGCCACAUCCGGGAGUUGGACGACGUGCUGCUGAAGGAUGUGGGUGACAAGAUCAAGCAGGACGGCAGGUGGCCUCUCAUCAUUGACCCGUCGGGACAAGCCAGCAUCUUCCUGCGCUACAUCGACACCAACUUCUACGACGCUUUGAAUCCCAGCCACAUGAAGCCCCAGGUGCUGCGUCUCGGCCUCCUUGGGGCCAUCAGGUACGGGAAGAUGCUGGUGAUCGACAUGAUGGAGGUGAACAUGUUCCCCGUGGUGACCAAUGUGUUUGAACAGAUCCAGGCCGGGCUCAUGGACAAAUUAAUGAGCAAGGAGUUACUGCAGAAUGACGGGUUCCUGUCCUUGCUGCAGCCGAGCGACGGGCCAGAGUACUCUCGCAAUGAAUUCUCUCCGAGCCGUGUGGCGAAGUUUCGGCUGGUGUUGAUCAGCAAGCUGCGGAGCCUGCCCAGAGACCUGCUUGCGGCCUUCUACCCCAUCCACAUCCUCGUCAAGUAGCAGACGCCAGGCAGGCACAGUACUCACCCCCACGUUACAGCCACCUUGCUCAGCAGGACGGCUGUGGGAUGACCACACUACCACACCGGCAACGCAUCCGGCAGUCGGCAGCUACCAAUGGGCCUCACCACCUCCGGCAGUCGCUGCAGUGUUGGUCUCAGCUGUAACCAGGAGACAAAUAAAACCCUUCAGCUUUGGUGACAUCCCAUGCAUGGUACUGGA
This is a messenger RNA of Amblyraja radiata (thorny skate), 2031 nucleotides long. RefSeq names its product putative IQ motif and ankyrin repeat domain-containing protein. The record is from RefSeq and is a predicted model, not a curated record. Gene Ontology annotation, molecular function: protein binding. NCBI's taxonomy places the organism in Eukaryota, Metazoa, Chordata, Chondrichthyes, Rajiformes, Rajidae. The transcript has 15 exons. The coding region runs from base 58 to 1809 and encodes 583 amino acids.